This is a messenger RNA of Hypanus sabinus (Atlantic stingray), 1538 nucleotides long. It is a transcript of the gene piga, whose product is annotated as phosphatidylinositol glycan anchor biosynthesis, class A. Gene Ontology annotation, biological process: GPI anchor biosynthetic process. The coding region runs from base 13 to 1383 and encodes 456 amino acids. Gene Ontology annotation, molecular function: phosphatidylinositol N-acetylglucosaminyltransferase activity. The transcript has 5 exons. Lineage: Eukaryota; Metazoa; Chordata; Chondrichthyes; Myliobatiformes; Dasyatidae. The record is from RefSeq and is a predicted model, not a curated record. Gene Ontology annotation, cellular component: glycosylphosphatidylinositol-N-acetylglucosaminyltransferase (GPI-GnT) complex.
CACCGGGUCUGCAUGGUGUCUGACUUCUUCUACCCCAAUAUGGGCGGUGUGGAGAGUCACAUCUACCAGCUGUCGCAGUGCCUGAUUGAGCGCGGCCACAAGGUGAUCGUGCUGAGCCACGCGUACGGCGAGCGGCGCGGCGUACGCUACCUGACGCACGGCCUCAAGGUGUACUACCUGCCGCUGCGGGUUAUGUACAACCAGUCGACGGCCACCACUCUCUUCCACAGCCUGCCGCUCGUCCGCUGCGUGCUGGUGCGCGAGCGCGUCGGCGUGGUGCACGCGCACAGCUCCUUCUCGGCGCUGGCGCACGACGCGCUGUGGCACGCGCGCACUCUGGGCCUGCGCACCGUCUUCACCGACCACUCGCUCUUUGGCUUCGCCGACCUCAGCUCGGUGCUGACCAACAAGCUGCUCACUGUCUCCCUGUGCGACACCAACCACGUCGUCUGCGUCUCCUACACCAGCAAGGAGAACACCGUGCUGCGGGCCGCCCUCAGCCCCGACUGCGUCUCGGUCAUCCCCAACGCUGUGGAUCCCACCGACUUUGUCCCCGACCCCAGCCGGCCCGAACCGGGUACCAUCACUGUGGUGGUGGUCAGCAGGCUGGUGUACAGGAAAGGAAUUGAUUUGCUUGCUGGGAUAAUUCCUGAACUGUGCCUUAAGCAUCCGGAUUUACACUUUCUCAUUGGUGGUGAAGGACCUAAGCGGAUAGUGCUGGAGGAAGUUCGGGAAAAGUACCAGCUUCAUGACAGAGUACGACUUCUGGGUGCCUUGGAGCAUAAAGAUGUGAGAGAUGUUUUGGUCCAGGGUCACAUUUUUCUAAACACUUCUCUGACUGAAGCUUUUUGUAUGGCAAUAGUUGAAGGAGCAAGUUGUGGUCUUCAGGUUGUCAGUACAAAGGUUGGUGGGGUGCCAGAGGUUCUACCUGAGGAUCUCAUCAUCUUACGUGAGCCCACUGUGAAGUCCUUGUGUGAAGGAUUGGAAGUUGCCAUUACUCGCCAACGGCUAGGAAAACUACCACCAGUGGAAAGAGUACACAACAGAGUGAAGAAUUUAUACACGUGGAGAAAUGUGGCAGAACGUACUGAAAAGAUUUAUGACCGAGUGGCCAAAGAAGGAGUGUUGCCAAUGAACCAACGACUGUACAGAUUAAUAACCCACUGUGGUCCUGUGGCUGGGUGCAUUUUUGCUUUAGUUGCUGUUUUGGACUUCUUUUUCUUGUUGGUCCUGAGGUGUUUAGUUCCAGAUGAUACAAUUGACAUUGCUGUCGAUGCUACAGGUGUGAAUGGAGCUUGGAAACAACAGGGACCUUCAACAAUUAUAAAACAUAAAAAAUCUCCAUCUUAUACUGAAAGGGGCAAUCGCAAAGUGCAAGUCUGAUGCUCUAUUGAAUUAAAAAAAUAUUUAUAGCAGCUUUUGUAUGACAAAGCAUCAGUUUACGUUCUUGAAGUAGCCAUUAUAAACUUGAGUCACAUAGAAAUAAACCAGAUUUGAUGUGCAGUAUGAAUGAAAAUAAAGUAAUUAAUAUUUCUUAA